AUGUCACGCUUUUCAAACGCGUUCCCUAUAAAGAAAGCUUUUGCAUUUAUAACUUUUAUAGAACGCAGAUUAGCACGCCAUUAUUUUCAUGCAUUUGUAAACCCGCUCUUUGAUCGUCGUCGGAAAUUAACGCAGAAGCAAUAUACUCCAAUAACUCAUGAAAAAGACAAAAUAACACCCCCUCUAAGUGCUUUUGGUGCCAGACUACAACUUUCCUUCCUUAAUCCCCAACUACUCUUACAGAGUGUUACUGAUGAGUCAUACUCAAAUACCGACUAUGAGUCUAAUAAAACUUUGUCAAUUCUGGGAGCGCAUGUAUGUCGUCUAUUUGUUACCGAAUAUUUUCAUAUAAAAUACCCUCUUAUGCCUUUACCUGCCUUGGAGGAGGUGGUAAAACUUUACACUGGUCAACAAACAUUAUUGAGUUUCGGAAAGGAAGUUGGAUUAUCUUUAGUGAUAAGGUGGGAAAAGAUUACAGAUUUGAAGAAAGCUCAGCAAUCAAAGCAGGCAAGAGAUACCUUACCACCGAGUACUACACCAAGUGUUGCAUUGGUACGGUCGAUUCAUGCAAUUAUUGGUGCACUUUAUCAAGAUAAGGGUCCAUUAGCUGCGAGAAACUUUGUUCAUUCGUAUUUGCUAUCAAGAGAGGUGAAAAUAGAUUUGGUCUAUGAAAAAACUUGUGCUAAACUUCCAAAAAGAGAAUUAUCUUUGUUAAUGCAACGGCAAGGUAAAAUUCUACCGAUUUCAAGAAUGUUGAAGGAAACGGGUCGUAAUACGAAUAGUCCAAUAUUUAUUGUCGGUGCUGCAAGAGAUGCUUUGAAGAGCCAUUACUUGACCGAAAUAAAAGAUUUUACUCUACCAUCCGGCGUUAUUGAUGAUGUAGAAUAUGAACCAACCGAAAUCGGUGACACACCCGUCAUUGUCUGA
Molecule: messenger RNA, 927 nt
Organism: Ambispora gerdemannii
Lineage: Eukaryota; Fungi; Glomeromycota; Glomeromycetes; Archaeosporales; Ambisporaceae
Source: the annotation of a GenBank genome assembly